This is a messenger RNA of Moneuplotes crassus, 1142 nucleotides long. The record is from the annotation of a GenBank genome assembly. Lineage: Eukaryota; Ciliophora; Spirotrichea; Euplotida; Euplotidae.
AUGUUAUCAAGAUUCGAUGAUUCCUACAUCUCAUUUAUCAUUCUCCUUUUUAUCUUCUUCGUUUUACUGUUCCUAAAAUUUGUUGAUCGCAGACGGAAGGUUUGUUCUCGAAAAUAUUUGGAGAAAAAGCAAGAUGAGGUAAACUUCCAUUUUCACCUUUCAGGUGAAAAUGGAGUUUUUCUGAAUGAAACUUCCAAAGAUAUUGAGAGCAAACCUACUGAAGAGAUCAUUCGCGAGAGCGAGAUUCUGGCUAGGAACACAACUUUCAAUAAAACAGUAGGCAAAUUAUUUUUCGACAAUGAUUCAGCAGAAACAUGAUGUAUUGAAAAUUCUGAAGCAAAGAUCGCCCAGGCUCCUGUUAUCAGCAAGGAGCCAAGGCUGAUACCUUCUCGUUGCAAGUCGUUAACAUUAGAGGAAUGAAUCCUCUCGCUAAAUACUUAUAACUGCGAGAAGAAGUCGAUUUCCAGGUUGGUGUGCCUUACCGAUAGAAGCAGUACAACCACGGAGUCAACUCCUCAUAAAAGAGUAAGGUUCAGCACCAAAGUAGUGGAGGUUGCUCCCCUUAAUUCCUAACCUAUAAUUUUAUAUGUAAGAGAACUCGUACUAUACCUAUUACCUGUUUAACUAAAACUUUGAAGGGGUAAACACAUCUAAAGAAUUCUUCCAACCAAUUUUCUGAUUAUUCUUGUUAAAAAUUUCUAUCCAUAACUUAUCUUUAUCAAGGUUUCCCCUAAAGUUUUUGAGACCAAAGAUAGCCUGGGAGGUGUACUAACUUCAUUGCUAAAAUUGGAGCAUGAAAAGACAUUUUGAACUAUUCUUCGAAUCAAAAAUUCUCAAGUUUUCUGGAACAAAUAUUGUAUGGCACCCAUUCAAUCUAGUGAAAUCGAACAUUUUUUUACAAUUUUGCAGAUAAUGCUGAGCUUGAUUAAAGUGAUCUCAUUUCAAGAGCAGAAAUUUCUGACUCAUAAACCAUUUAGUUAUAUUUUUAACCAUGGAUUGGUGACCAAGUCCCUGAUAUCUCCCUCUGAUAAGGGAAUUAUGGCUUAGUAGUGUUGAAAAUAGACAGAACUUACCAUUUUUAGCUGGUUCAAAGAUGUCUAGCUCUAAAUCUACUAUCUAAAUCGUACUACUCAUGAAAAAUG